Messenger RNA from Owenia fusiformis, 664 nucleotides. Lineage: Eukaryota; Metazoa; Annelida; Polychaeta; Sabellida; Oweniidae. The record is from the annotation of a GenBank genome assembly.
GAACAACCAGGGAUCAAAAUGACAUAUAUUUCAUGCUGCAAUUUAUUUUGGAUUUAGAUAUUUUAGCAGAUAAAGUUUCACAAAAGUUGUGGAGAUUUUUUAGUUUCUUUAUAAGCAGUGAGGGACCUCUUUAUAAAUUGGCUGACUUACAACUUGGAUACAACCAAGGAGGCUUAUUAAGCCCAGUCUCCAGAACACUGAUCUUAUUAUGAGCAUGGAAAGCUCGUUAACACCUUGUAGCAUGCCUGAUACGUGUGACUUGAACUUGUUAUUGGCCCCUUCUCCAGGCAACGAACAAUCAGCUGAUCAAUGUUUACCAACAACACCAAAGGGGCUCUCUCAAGAUCUUAGCAUGGUCUCCCCAAAUAACACAGUAGACUCUUCGAACAGUAGUGUUACACGUAUAAAGACUCGACUUCGCCCACGAUCUGAACUGCCUCGUUGCACCCCUAGCAGUACACGCUCCCUCAGAUCACGCUUGAAAUCUGCCCAACUUCCUCUUGCAAAAUCAAAGCCUAAACGUAAGGUUGCUAAGAAAAAAAUGCCUAGCGCCAAUAUGGACAAUCCCAAUUCCCAAUUUGAUGUAUUAGUUUCAAUAGUAUCUGAUAUGAAGGCCUCAAUAGACACUCUAAAAUCUAAUAUUGAGUGCAACCAUUAUCAAUAA